Closterium sp. NIES-65 is the source of this 9723-nucleotide messenger RNA. Lineage: Eukaryota; Viridiplantae; Streptophyta; Zygnematophyceae; Desmidiales; Closteriaceae. The record is from the annotation of a GenBank genome assembly.
AUGGCGCGACACACCGCGUGGAGAACCCGCCGACGCCGCAUUGCAGUCUCUCCCAUCCGCGGCUUCGUUCGGCGCCUCGUAUUCUCCCUCAUCCUCGCCGCUCUCCUCCUCUGCGCGGCCCUGCCCCGCUGCGUGCUCGCCUGUGACUCGAUCCAACCCGAGCCUUUUCCCUCGCUCGCCGCUCACCUUUCCGCCCCGCCAUCGCCGAUUAACCGCGGCGCGGAGUUUCGGGAGUUGCAUGCGACACGUGUCGCCGACGGUGGGUGCCGGGGCGACGAGAGCGAGCAGAGAGAUAGCGAGCGGCGAGCUACACGACAUGGCGCAUCGUUGCUGCUUCUGCUGGCGGGGCAGGAAGGGCUGGGGCAGGAAGAAACGAGCGACGGGGGUUGGACGGACGGCGCGCGGGCAAGAAUGGGAGACGCAGCGGUAUCAGCGGCAGAGGAGUCAGCUGCAGCGGCGGCAGUGCCCGUUCCAGCGGAGCCGUCAACGGCGCACUGUUACUGCCCUAGCGACGACUGGGACGACACUGGCGACGACUGGCACGACACGCUCGACGACUGGCAGCACAGCGCGGAGGCAUGGGCCGCGGAGGACGCGCGUGGGGCGAGGAUGGGAGAGACGGGCAGCGGCAGCGAUGCGGGCGCCGUAACGCGAGGCGAGGGCGGCGAUGCAUGGCCGGCAGCAGGGGCGCUACGGCUGCCUAGCGAUAGCGCGCGGCCGCUCGACGUGCGGAUGGUGGUCGAGGCGGGCAGCGGGCAUGGCAGCGACAGCAACGUGGGUGGGGAACGGCGCAGCGACGGGCUAGACAGGGGGGGUCUGCACCCGCGUCAAGGGGUGGGUGAACCGGAGACGGCAGGAGCGAUGGCAGUGUGCGACGGAAUGCGCGGGUGUGCGGCCGGAGCGGAACACGCAGUGGGCUUGCUCUUACCCACGUCGCAGGUCACGCCCCCCGAGACCGUACACUCAGAGCGCCCUCAUGCGCAUUUACUCACUGCGCAUUCCGAAAAGGCCUCCGCGCUUAUUCACAGCGUCGCCUCUCCAGCCCUCCCCGCGUACAACAUUCUAACGGCGCCGCCGGCCAGUGCGCGCGUCAGCGGGAAAGGGAUGAGGAAGCGGGUGAGGAGCGAGCAGCGGCGCCUGCUCGCGCUAUACGCGCGCCAUAUGUCUGGACCUGGCCGCUGGGUCGGGCCCCUCCCAGACGUCCCGAAUGGCGGGUCCUGGGUCUUUGCGCCGCUGCGCUCCCCCCUGCACGUGCGCUCCUUGGCGCAGAUCCCCCGCAGCUUCCCCCUGUUCGACGCGGAAGCCGCCUGCCGUUUGUCUCUCGUGGUCAGCGACGCGGAUUCCUUCCGCCGAUGGCUGCCCGAAUCGCCGCCGAACGCCACUGGCGCAACCACCUUGGCGGAGGACGAGCAGCCGCGGCGUUCAGGUGCGAGCGCGCUUUCCGCUUCCCCCGCGCCUCCUGCGCCUCACGCGCCCGCGCAGCCACCUGAGGCGCAGACAGUGGGCGGAAGGCGGAGCGACGCUGCGCCGCUGGUAGUGCUGAGCACGAGCAGUUUCUCCACUGGCGCAGGCGCGGGGGGGAUUGCGGGAAAGCAGGGCACCGUGGUGCAGCUGUGGGCGGAGAGGGACGACCACGAGGGGGGAGGGCAGGCGGACCUGGGGCUUGAACUGGGGUUGAGACUGGGGCUGGGGCUGGGGUCGGGGGGGGAAGGGCAGCGCGCGGAGCAAGGGGCGGAGGCGGGUGCUUGGAGGGCGGAGAGCGGGAAGAGGAGGAGCUUGCUGGCAGCUGACGUGUGCAGAGGCUUGGGGGGCUGGCGGGACCAGGGGGAUGAGGAGGCGAGUGGAGGGCUGGUAGGGUCUGGGGAUGGGGAGGUUUUGGGAAGAAAGAGCGGGGCGGAAGGCGGGGGGGCGGAUGCGGGCGUGGGCAGUGAGGGGCGGGAGUGGGUGUUGCGGUGGACGAUGUGGAAUGUGCAUGGCACGGAUCAUGCCAAGGAUGAGUGGGCGCCGGGGGACGGACUGCCCGCAGAUUGGCCGGUGCUGGAGGCAGGCGAGGCAGCGAGGCUGGAUGCACUGAUUGCGACGCAGCUGGGGGGGGGAGGAGCGGGAGGGGGAGAGGAAAGAGGAGCGGGAGGGGAACGGAGACAGUUGAAGGAUGUGCAUGAGGGCGAGAUGGAGAUAGCGAGUGAGUUCAAGGCUGGGGUUGACACGGAGAGGGGUAGGCGGCUCAUGGAGGGAGUGCCAAGGGUGUCCUUGCAUGCCAAUGCGCAAGGGGCAGGCCCACAGGCCGGCGAGCUAGUCUCCUCCUCUGAUAUGCACACAGACACUGGUGCCAUGGUGACGACUCAUCGCACACCACCACCUGGUACCACUCUGCAAACCACCCCGCCGCGGACCAGCCAGCGGUCACUCGACGUGGAGGUGGCCAAGGAGGAGAUUGAGGCGGCGAUCGCAGCAGCACUGGCGGCGGCGCACCAGCAGCGCGUGCUGCUGGCGCUCAACAUCUUUGCGCCCGUGGUGCGCGUGGUCGCCCCCCACAUGCCCCCUAUCACCCUUGUAGAGCGCCUCGCCAAGGCGCGCUCGUUGCACCCGCUGCUCGCGCAUUUGCUCCGCCUAGACGUGCACAUUCAUGAAGUGGAGCUGGUGGUGCGCACGGAACCCGCGCCUCCGCCUCCGCCCGCGAGCGGAGUGCGCGGGAGCAACCUGUCCGCGCUCACGCGGGGGCAUUUUGAUGUGUGGAGCGCGGGGAGCGGGAAGCAGCUGGCGUCAGGGAAGGUGCUGCAGCAGUGGGACGCGUAUGACGUAGUGAAUGUGACUUCUGGGGACGUGGGGCGCGACUGGCGCUUCUCCUCCCUUGCGUACAAUUUCGAACCUGUUAAGCCUCCGCGCCCACCGCCUCCGCCCUCCCCGCCCGCCCCCCCUCCGCCCCCGUCCCCUCCGCCAUUUCCCCCGCCCGCGCCCUCGCCCCCACCGCCGUCCCCUCCGCCUCCCGCCCCUCCGCCCCCUCCUUCGCCUCCGCCUUCGCCUCCGCCGCCCAGCCCGCCUCCCCAGCCGCCGCCCCCUAGCCCCCCGCCUUCUCCUCCUCCUCCGCCCCAGCCCCCACCAUCACCCCCACCGUCUCCGCCACCCUCGCCCCCACCAAACCCUCCGCCCCCACCACCGCCCCCCUCUCCUCCUCCUCCUUCUCCCCCUCCCUCGCCGCCUCCCCCUUUUCCGCCUCCUCCUUCCCCUCCGCCCAGCCCUCCUCCCUCCCCGCCCCCACCUUCGCCCCCCCCUCCGCCGUCUCCACCGCCCCCGUUUCCUCCUCCGUCACCUCCCCCGCCCUCACCUCCUCCCCCUAGCCCUCCUCACCCACCUCCCUCCCCUCCCCCAACUCCCCCGUCCCCUCCACCGUCCCCCCCUCCCUCACCUCCUCCCUCACCUCCUCCCUCUCCCCCUCCACCGUCCCCUCCCCCUCCUCGCCCUCCUUCCCCGCCUCCUCACCCACCACCCCCAAACCCUCCCCCUUCUCCACCCCCGCCGUCCCCCCCUCCACCGUCCCCUCCGCCGCCCCCUUCCCCCCCUCCCCCACUCGCGCCACUCUCCCCCGCCGACGCGCGCCUGGGAAUCAUCCAAUCCCUGGGCGAGUGGCAGAGGGCAAUAGCAGCGCAGCACCUCACGGCAGCAGCCGAAAUCUUCUCCCCCACAUGCCUCCUCCUCACGCCCACCCUCCCGCUCCUCACCCUCGCCUCCCUCUCCGACCGUCUGUCAGCACUGCAGCUGCUACCACCAGGGUGCGGCACAGAGCAGCUAUUCGCAGCAGUGCUGGCGGUGGGGGUGUUUAACAGGGUGGGGGAUGACAGCGACCCAGGUGGGGCGUAUUUGGUGCUCAGCACGGGCGUGUUCAGCUUCUCUGCGCCUGACGGCGCUGUGCUGGAGUCUGCUAAUGCUGUGGCGCUCUGGGAAGUGAGGGACAGGGCGCGGGAGGCGCAGGGGUAUGGCUGGGGCAGCGACAGGGGUAGUGGUAGGAGUUGGGGUGCGGCGGGGAAUAUGGCGGAAGGGAAGGUGGUGGGAGCGGGUGGGAUAAGAAUGUCGAGUGGUGGGGGAGGAGGGUUGUCGGAUGGGUUAUCAGUUGGGGUAUCGGAUGGGGGGGAUGGCAUGCACCAGGCAGCGCACAUAAGGCAGCUGUUUCAAGAAGAGACGCCUCUUGCACCAGCAGUGGCAGCACCACCUAUCCCUGCUGCGGCCUCCCUUGAAGCACGCGCACAGCCACAGCCUGUGCUUCCACUGGUGCUUCCGCAGGUGGCGCCGGUGGGAGGUGCAGGGCUGUCGGGUCAGGCAGUGGGAAAGGGCGUGGUGCUGCAAGGGGCAUCGGGGGGAGGAUAUGCAGAGGCGCCGGAAGAGCAGGGGGUAUGGACACAGGCACACGGGCUGGUGGGCAGGGAGGAGGGGUCGAGGGGGGUGUUGAUGCUGGUGGGGGACAAGCACCAUGCAGAGGGGAUGGGUGUGAGGAGACGCGUGCAGCUGGAAAUGGGCGUGGCGGGGCAGGGAGAGUUGGGGGGAGGGGUGGGGGUACGGGUGGAGGAAGGAGGAAGGGAUGGAGGGCACGGGGCGUGGGGGCGGGGCAGGGGGCGCGGGGGGUUGCUGAUAGAGCAGGUGGAUGGCGUGUGCUGGGUGCAGGCACAGCAGCGGGGCGCGCAGGGAGAGGCGCAGCAGCAGGGGCGAGGGGAGGCGAUGGGGGUGGAGUGGUGGGGGAGGGGAGCAGGUGGGAGGGCAGGGUGGGAAAGGUGGGAGAGGUGGGUGCGGUGGGUGAUGCGGGCAGUGGCACGGGUGGUGGUGGGGGGCGUGGUGUGGUGGCAGCAGGCUCAGGAGAUGCUUCCCGUGCUUGGAUCCUUGCAGUAUGAGAGUGGCGUGCAGAGGCUGGGAUCGGGAGGAAGGGGGUGUGGAGCAGGGGAGGGGUGUGGGAGCAUUGACGGUAGCAGUGAUGGGGUGAUGCAGCAGAGUGUGAGGGAGCAGAGUGGAGGUAUGCAGCAGCACGGGCAUAGGUUAAAGGCACUGCUGCUCAUCGUGCCAUUUGCAGGGCUAGGGGCGAUCAGUCGCAGCAGGAAGGAUGCUGGUUUGGAAACAGUGCUUGGCACAGGACACUCAGGCGUCAUGCAUGCAAGCACCAGCAGGCUUCACAGUGCUGCUCCUGAAGGCGAUGCCACACCCCCAUGGCCCCUCGUGCAUGACGCAGCAGGUACCGCUGCUGUCUCUCUCCCCGCUGCUCCCUUCCCCACCUCUCCCCCACUGUCUCCCCACACCAAGUUACUGUCUCCCCACACCAAGUUACCGUCUCCCCCGACCGCCCCGCGCUCGCCACUCGAAGCCAACGCAUCGGCCAUCAGGGGGGAGAUCGCUGUCUCGCUGCGCUGCUGGCGGCAGCACGUGGAGGCGAGGGAUGAGCAGCGUGCUGCUGCCAUCUUUGCCCCAGUCACCUCCCUUACCGCCCCCGGCCACGACCCCCUACUACUCCCAGACCUGCCCUCCAAAAUCAUUGCCAUGAAGCCCUUCUUGGAGGGGCGAGCGGUGGUGCGAGUGCGGUUGGGCGCGGUUCAGGUGGUGAAGCGGGGCGUGCAGCCGGGGCAGGUGGUGGCAGUGGUGGCGCAGGGGGAGUUUGAGGUGAGCUGGCGCGGAGAAGCGGAGCGGGAGUGGAGAUUACCAGGCAAGGGAGUGAUGCUGUGGGAACCCAGAGAGGCACCGGCUGUGGCAGCGUGGCUGGAUGGAGAGACGCCGUGGAACGGGAAGAUGGCUGGUGAUGCUGCUGGGGGCGAUUAUGACUUGGGUGGGAAGGGUGGUUGGGGUGUGGGGACACGGCGCGAGGGUGACUCCGCCUCCCCCUUUUCCUCCUCCCCCUUUUCCCCCUCCCCCGUCUCCCCCUCCCCCUUCUCCCCCUCCCCCUUCUCCCCCUCCCCCUUUUCCCCCUCCCCCUUUUCCCCCUCCCCCUUCGCCCCCUCCGCCUCCCCCUUCUCCUCCUCCCCCUCCACCACCCUCCCCUCCCCCAACUUCUCCGCCCCCACCAUCCCCUCAACCCCAGCCCCCAUCCCCGCCGUCUCCCAAUCCACCCUACGCCCCUCCCCCGCCCACUCACCCUCCUCCAUCUCCUCCUCCUCCCCCCUCUCCCUUGCCCCCCUAUCCUCCCCCCCCAUCCCUCCCUCCUCCAUCCCCCCCACCAUCUCCUCCUCCCCCCUCUCCACCUCCUUUACCUCCCCCUCCCCUUCCCCCGUCUCCUCCCCCUCUCUUUCCUCCUCCACCCUCUCCACCCCCGUCUCCCCCUCCCCCCUCUCCCCCUCCUCCUCCAUCUCCCCCACCUUCUCCCCCUCCUCCCUCUCCUCCAUCUCCCCCCCCUUCUCCUCCUCCCCCCUCUCCCCCCCCACCUCCAUCUCCCCCCCCGUCUCCCCCUCCCCCCUCUCCCCCUCCUCCUCCAUCUCCCCCACCUUCUCCCCCUCCUCCCUCUCCUCCAUCUCCCCCCCCUUCUCCCCCUCCCCUCUCUCCCCCCCCACCUCCAUCUCCCCCUCCCCCCUCUCCCCCCCCUCCAUCUCCCCCACCCCCAUCUCCUUCUCUCCCCUCUCCUCCUCCUCCUUCUCUUCCCCCUUCCAUACCCCCUCCUCCCUCUCCUUUCCCACCACCUCCUCCCUCUCCUUUCCCGCCACAUCCUCCCUCUCCUCCUCCUCCCUCUCCUCCUCCUCCCUCUCCUCCUCCUCCCUCUCCUCCUCCUCCCUCCCCUCCUCCCUCUCCUCCUCCUCCCUCUCCCCCUCCUCCCUACCCUCCUCCUCCCUCUCCCCCUCCUCCCUCACCUCCUCCUUCUCCUCCUCCUCCCUCUACUCCCUCUCCCCCUCCUCCUUCUCCCCCUCCUCCCUCACCUCCUCCUCCUUCUCCUCCCUCUCCUCCUCCCUCUCCCCCUCCUCCCUCUCCUCCUCCUCCUCCCCCUCCUCCCUCUCCCCCUCCUCCCUAUCCUCCUCCUCCCUCUCCUCCCCUGCCUUCUCCUCCACCCUCACCCCCUCCCCCCUGCCCCCCCUGUCCCCCCCCCAGGCGCAGGCCUCCUCCUCCUCGUCCCCCGUUCCCCCCCCCUCUCCCUCCCGCACGUCUCCCUCCACCCCCUUCCCCUGUAGUUCCAACUUCUCCCCCACCCUCACCUCCUCGCCCCUCGCCACCUCCUCCCUCUCCUCCUCCCUUUCCUCCUCCCUUUCCUCCUCCCUCCCCUCCUCCUUCUCCCCCUCCAAAUCCCCCUCCCUCCCCCCCUCCCUCUCCCCCUCCCUCUCCCCCUCCUACUCCUCCUCCCUCUCCUCCUCCAUCUCCUCCUCCCUCUCCACCUCCCUCUCCUCCUCCCUCUCCUCCUCCAUCUCCCCCACCUCCUUCCCCUCCUCCUCCCUCCCCUCCUCCUUCUCCCCCUCCCUCACCUCCUCCCUCUCCCCCUCCCUCCCCUCCUCCCUCUCCUCCUCCAUCCCCCCCACCCCCUUCCCCUCCUCCUCCCUCCCCUCCCCCCUCUCCUCCUCCUUCUCCUCCUCCCUCUCCUCCUCCCUCUCCUCCUCCCUCUCCUCCUCCCUCUCCUCCUCCCUCUCCUCCUCCCUCUCCUCCUCCCUCUCCUCCUCCAUCUCCCCCACCUCCUUACCCUCCUCCUCCCUCCCCUCCUCCCUCUCCCCCUCCCUCUCCUCCUCCCUCUCCCCCUCCCUCCCCUCCUCCCUCUCCUCCUCCAUCCCCCCCACCCCCUUCCCCUCCUCCUCCCUCCCCUCCCCCCUCUCCUCCUCCCUCCCCUCCUCCCUCCCCUCCUCCCUCACCCCCUCCCUCUCCCCCUCCUUCUCCUCCUCCCUCCCCUCCUCCCUCUCCUCCUCCCUCUCCUCCUCCCUCUCCUCCCCCCUCCCCUCCUCCCUCCCCUCCUCCCUCCCCUCCUCCCUCCCCUCCUCCCUCACCCCCUCCCUCUCCCCCUCCUUCUCCUCCUCCCUCCCCUCCUCCCUCUCCUCCUCCCUCUCCUCCUCCCUCCCCUCCCCCCUCCCCUCCUCCCUCCCCUCCUCCCUCCCCUCCUCCUUCUCCCCCUCCCUCCCCUCCUCCCUCCCCUCCUCCUUCCCCUCCUCCCUCUCCCCCUCCUUCCCCUCCUCCUUCUCCUCCUCCCUCCCCCCCUCCCUCCCCCCCUCCAUCUCCCCCACCUCCUUCCCCUCCUCCUCCUUCUCCUCCCCCACCAUCACCACCACCUCCUCCAUCCCCCCCUCCGCCUUCCCCUCCUCCCCGUCCUCCCCCAUCCCCCCCUCCUCCCCAUCCCCCCCCUUCUCCUCCCCCACCAUUCCCUCCUCCAUCCCCGCCUCCACCUCACCCACCUCCCCCUUCUCCCCCUCCCCCCCCCCCCCCCCUUCCCCCCCGCCUCUCCCCCCUUAUGGCUGGUGGUGCGCCCUCUGGCCCUGGACCUGUCUGGCUCCCCCCCUCCCUCCCUACACCGCCCCUUCUCCUCCCCCACCCCACAUCCCUUCCCCUAGCCCUCCUUUCCCCCCACCCCGCCCCUCUGGUCCCCCUCCCCCACCAGACCCCUGUCGCCCCCCACCCCCUCCCCCUCCUGAUGGGGGGGACGAGCCUGCUGCCUGGUGGUGUGCCCUCUGGCCCUGGCGCUGCAUGCCCCCACCACCCUCCCCUGCCCUCCCCUCUCCUCCUCAACCUCCAUCCCCUCCUUUCCCCCACCCUUGCUCACCCCCCCCUCACUUCCCCUCUCCGCCACACCCCCCUCCUUCCCCAAACCCCCCUCCCCCGCACCCUCGCCUUCCCCCUGCCCCGCCCCCCCCUCCCAUGCCCCCAAAGCCCCCACCUCCGCCAUCGCCGUCCCCCCCGCCCCCUCUUCCCCCGUGGCAAUGCUCUCUGUACCCCUGGUUACCGGAAUGCAAGCUGGGGCAAAGGCGCUCUGUGGAUGGUAUGGGGCAGGUGCAGACAGGAGGAGCAGAGGAAGGGGCGGGGGAGAACAUUCUCGGCGUGGUUUCACCUCACGCAGAGAGCCAGGUUGUGCUCCAGGUGCCUUACUCCCCUGCUGCUGGUGCAAGCAGGCCAAGCAGGAUCAGCAGUAGUAAAAGCAUGGAUGCACCAAAUCUGCUGCUGCAGCAGGUGGCAGCACCUGUUGAGUCAGGACAACUGUCGAGCGGGGUUAAGAGGGCUCAUUUGGGAGCCGAACGGCUUAGGAGCAGGGGAGGAGAGCAGGUGGAGUGGGUAAUGCAGGAGGGCGUGGAGGGUGAGAGAGCGCACCCUUCAGGCCAUGGCUUGAGCUCUGAGGCCGAUGAGAUGGUGGUCUGUGGUGAGAGGACAGGGGCGGACUCAGGGAAGGCAUGUGGUGAAAGUGAGAAGUUAAGCCCAUUGCGGAGUGCUGCUGCACAAGGGUACAUGGGGAAGGAGGUGUUGCUGCUGCCGAGCCAGAAAUUCAAGGUGCAGGAGGCAAGUGCGGCAGCAGGUGGUGGGUCUAUUGCAGGUUUAGAUGUGGGGAAGCGCGUGCAGCAGGACAUCGGCAAUGCGCAUGUUGCACAGUCCACACAGCAGCAGGUAUUGCAAAAGGAGAGUCUGAUGCCACCACAGCAGGUGCAGCUGGAACAAGCAGAGCGCGCGUCGGUGUGGCGGCUGCUGCUAUCCUGGUGGGCGGAAGAGGUACUAGCAGAGUGGGCGGAGCAAGUGAGUGUGGGACCAUGCUCAGGCAACCACAAGGCCAGGUAUGGGGAGCCUAGGCUUUUAGCAUCGUUUUAG